This is a messenger RNA of Rattus rattus (black rat), 2864 nucleotides long. It is a transcript of the gene Lhfpl4, whose product is annotated as LHFPL tetraspan subfamily member 4. NCBI's taxonomy places the organism in Eukaryota, Metazoa, Chordata, Mammalia, Rodentia, Muridae. The transcript is spliced from 4 exons. Gene Ontology annotation, biological process: gamma-aminobutyric acid receptor clustering; sensory perception of sound. Gene Ontology annotation, molecular function: GABA receptor binding. Bases 210 to 953 code for a protein of 247 amino acids. The record is from RefSeq and is a predicted model, not a curated record. Gene Ontology annotation, cellular component: postsynaptic membrane; inhibitory synapse; plasma membrane.
GGAGAGCCGGAGCAAGAUGGAGGCCGCGCAGAGGACGCCGCCUGGGCCACGGCAACCGCUGUCAGGAGCAUCGAGCCCCGGAGCUUGAGCCCUGCCGGUCCCGGAUCAGCCGCCCCGACUCGGCCCAGCUCCCGCCCCGCAUCCCGGUGGUCAGUCCUGGGCCGGCGGCCCCCUGUCAGCCGCCGCCGCCGGCCCCGCCCCCGGGCACCAUGCUGCCCUCGCAGGAGGCCUCCAAGCUCUACCAUGAGCACUACAUGCGGAACUCGCGGGCUAUCGGCGUGCUGUGGGCCAUCUUCACCAUCUGCUUCGCCAUCAUCAACGUGGUGGUCUUCAUCCAGCCCUACUGGGUAGGCGACAGCGUGAGCACUCCCAAGCCUGGCUACUUCGGCCUCUUCCACUACUGCGUGGGCAGCGGGCUAGCGGGCCGCGAGCUCACCUGCCGGGGUUCUUUCACCGACUUCAGCACCAUCCCGUCCAGCGCCUUCAAGGCGGCCGCCUUCUUCGUGUUGCUUUCCAUGGUGCUGAUUCUCGGCUGCAUCACCUGCUUCGCUCUUUUCUUCUUCUGCAACACCGCCACUGUCUACAAGAUCUGCGCCUGGAUGCAGCUCCUGGCAGCCCUGUGCCUCGUCUUGGGCUGCAUGAUCUUCCCUGAUGGCUGGGAUGCUGAGACCAUCCGGGACAUGUGCGGGGCCAAGACGGGGAAGUACUCCCUGGGGGACUGUUCGGUGCGCUGGGCGUACAUUCUGGCCAUCAUCGGCAUCCUCAACGCGCUCAUCCUGUCCUUCCUCGCCUUCGUGCUGGGCAACCGGCAGACGGACCUGCUGCAGGAGGAGCUCAAACAGGAGAACAAAGAUUUUGUGGGCACUACAGUAAGUUCCGUGCUGCGGCCAGGAGGUGAUGUCUCCGGUUGGGGAGUCCUACCAUGCCCUGUUGCUCACACACAGGGACCCUGAAAGCCCGGGUUGUAGUUCCGGAGUUGGCCUGACCUCAGCAUAUCCUGUCUGCUGCCCUCUCAUUCCUGCGUUCACGCUCCAGACCCACAUCUUGAACCGACUGCACACGGACCUCCGGGCUCUGAAGAGAGGCAGGGGCUGGGUGGCAGCCUGGCAGAAGGCAGAGGCCCUUGAGAUCCGGAGAGAGCCCGAUUCUGGCCCUGCCUCCGUUGGACCUAGUGGAGCCUGGGUCGCCCUAUCUGGUCCCGCGGUUUCCUUCCCUCCUGUGUAGACUAGCUGGAGGUCCCCGAGGAGACCCAGGGAAAGGAGGCUCUGCAGUGCAAGCUCCUUGGACCCCUUCAAUCUGGAGGACUGGCUGCCGCGUCCUUGCCUGUCAGUCCUCAUCUCCUAAAGAGACUUACUCAAGACACUGCCCCAGGAGGGCCAGACUCUUUCCUACUUUAUUUUUAUUUGCUGAUGAUGGUCCCACCACAUCUGCCACAAAGCUCCAGGUGCCACCAGCCCCCCAAUGGGGCCUCCUCUGCCUCCCUCCUUCAAGUCUGCACCCAGCUCUCAAAGGAAUCUGAGCCGUGCUGAGGGAGAAAAGAUAGGGUCUUCCUUCCCGCUGCUGGUAGUCCCUCAUCACCUCAGAGUCUGAGGGGGAGACACGGGCUCUGAAGGCUGUGGGAGGAGGCAGCGGCUGGAGUUUGCCAACAUCCCAGCCUGGGCUUGGCCUGGCCUCUUCCCUACAGGGAUAUCUCCUCAAGCCUGGCCUGUUUUGUACAGCAUAGACUUCUCAGGCCCAUUGUCAGGGUUGGUGGCUGUGGAGAGGGGGCACAGAGGUGGGGACUUAGGGGAUAGCCCUCUCCUUCUCAUGCUUCCUACACCCUGGACAUCUGCCAAGGGCAGAGACUGUCUUGCGUCUUUGAUACUUUUCUGCCUAACUUGAACUUGCAGAUCACCUCUGAACAGGGUACCCUUGUCCCCACCCCAGGCCCUGUUACCCUGUCCCUGCCUCUUUCUCCUCUUUGCCCACUUCUCGCCUUGCGAUAAGCCCAGGGUCUGCAACCUCAUGGGCAGUGCUUGGAGCUGGUGUGGUGUGUGUGUGGUGUGUGUGUGUGUGUGUGUGUGUGUGUGUGUGUGUGUGUGUGUGUGUGACUGUGUGCAUGACUGUGUGCGUGUGUGUGCGUGUGUGUGUGUAUACAUGUGUUAGGGAAGGGCAGAUGAGAAGAUAGAUCUCUCUUCCUCUCCCGCUGUGGGGGGCUACUCCCUCCCCCUUAGCAGAGAGAAAAUGAGGGAGAUUCCAGGUGGUUUUUUUUUGUUGAUGUUAUUGUUGUUGUUUUUUUUAUUUUGUUGUUGUAGUUUUUGACCCUCCUUGGUUACCUUAUGGAUCUGGUGGCAGAGCCAUCUAAUCAUAGACAAGCCUUCAGUCCCCAGUGGAGGGGUGGCAGACUAGCUUCAUCGCACACAACGUCUCCUAGGACACGGCCUGCUGCCUGGUCCUUGUGUCGAGGAAUGUGUGCCUCAUAUAGGCUGUACAGGAGGCUUCUCACUUCCGUGUGUUACGUGGGCCUCAGCCAGAGUGGAAGAGUGGCUAGUCCAUGAGCUUGCUGUCCUUGUGUUCAUUUUCAUAGAACUUGGAGCUGAGCUAGGAUUCCUGAGCAAGACCCACGGCCUAAGGUUGCCCCAGCAGGGCCCUAACUGGAAUCUGAUGUUGGUUCCUGGCAGAAUUCCUGACAUUUGGAACUUUCCAGGUCCUAUCUCCACAUUUUCUCCUCUCUCCUCCCAAGCCUUGGCCACUGCCCUUGUAUUCCCUAACCCUUGUCCCCACCUGGUCACUUCCUGGAGCCACAGUACUGGAGUCGUCUUCAGCAGGCAGCCAGGAGACUGGGAAUGGGCAGGAGGGUAGGGAAACUUGUCUGAAGGAGAAGG